This is a messenger RNA of Bombus impatiens (common eastern bumble bee), 2046 nucleotides long. Its product is annotated as nucleolar complex protein 4 homolog B. Bases 176 to 1702 code for a protein of 508 amino acids. Gene Ontology annotation, cellular component: small-subunit processome; nucleolus; Noc4p-Nop14p complex. Lineage: Eukaryota; Metazoa; Arthropoda; Insecta; Hymenoptera; Apidae. The transcript is spliced from 7 exons. Gene Ontology annotation, biological process: ribosome biogenesis. The record is from RefSeq and is a predicted model, not a curated record.
GUUACAAAACUCAAAAUGUUAACAAAAGGGAGAAAUUAACACGGAUAUCUUACCACUUUUAAUAAUAACUAGCACAUUUCUUGCAAUAAGUUACUCUAGAUUCUGAUCCUGAAGAAAAAUAUAGAUACAAAAGAGAAUACAUUCACAUCUUCCCGGCGCUUCUUCCAGUCAAAAAAUGUCAUCAAAGCUUUUAAGGCAAAAAGCUCAGGAAUUUUUAACUUCGAGAAAACGAGCAAAUAAUUUAGUAGAUAUAAUUUCUCAAUGGGAUGAAUCCACUUCGUCCUGCCUGCUCACAAUAGAAACAAUAUUCGUUGAAGUCCUAAAAAGAGGUGAUAUGUAUUUGGAACGUACGAUAUCCCUUACUAUUUCAGAGCCAAGCCCUGAAGCAAGAUAUGUCAACUGGUUGAGGAAUUGUUAUGAAGAAAUAUGGGAAAAGAUACUUACAUCAAUGGAAAAAUGUCGACCUGGCAUUCAACUACAAGCUCUCACUACUGCUAUAAAACUGAUGGCUGAAGAAGGUAAAAAUCCAUUGGAACCAAUUGGCAACUUGGGAUAUUAUUUUCCACUUCAUCGGUUAAAGCCCAUUUUGAUGAAAUUACUUUCACCGGAGGAGGACAAUGCCAGUUUAAUAUGUAGAUUUCAAGAAAUUAUAGAAUAUCCUGAUGCUCUUUACUAUACAUGGAAAUGUCUUCCAUCUCUUACCCCAAAAAGACAGCCACAUGAAGUUUAUAUUAAAAAUUUGUUGGAACUUAUACAUAAAUUAUCAUUGCCAAAAGAAAUUGAAGAAAAUGAGAUGUGUGAAAAUAAGAAUUUAUUGUGUAAACCACAGCAAGCUACUAAAAAUUUUAUAUGGGAUCAAGCUGGAGCAAGACGUGCAUUGAAUAAAGUCUGGGCUUGUGUCAUGCAUUGGGAAUUGACACCACAGUUACAUAAACAAUUAUUAAUAGUUCUUUUAGAGAGAGUAAUGCCACAUUUAGAAAAACCUGUUUUACUAACAGAUUUUCUUAUGGAUUCAUUAGAUGCAGAUGGGCCUAUUGGCUUACUUGCAUUACAAGGUGUAUUUUUACUAGUUACCAAACAUAAUUUGGAAUAUCCUAAUAUUUUUACCAAGCUUUAUUCUAUGUUUGAACCAGAGAUCUUUCAUACAAAAUACAAAGCACGUUUGUUUUAUUUGUCCGAUCUUUUCCUCAGUUCAACACACUUGCCGGAAGCAUUAGUUGCUGCUUUCGCAAAAAGACUUGCGCGUUUAACUCUUGUAGCACCACCUGAAGAUAUUCUUAUUAUCUUAUUGUUUGUUGGGAAUCUUUUACUUAGGCAUCCUGGCUUGAAACGUCUCAUUGAUCAUCCACAAGGAGGAGAGGUUUCGUCAGAAGAAAAUAAUGGUGCUGGAGACCCAUUUUUAAUGGAAGAACGAGAUCCUUUAUUAAGUAACGCACUCCUUAGUAGUCUUUGGGAAAUUAAAGCCUUACAGUGGCAUAUAGUACCAAGUAUUGCUAGUGCUGCACGUUUCAUUCGUGAACCCCUCCCUUCUGUAGAGUAUGAUAUGGCAUCAGCUUUAGAACGUACUGGAGGACAUUUAUUCGAUAGUGAGUUAAAAAAUAAGGUUAAAGAUAUAAUGCUAACGUUCGAAAGACCCAAUUCAAUGUCAUUACCAAAAGGUGAAAGAUUAUUGCAAUAUUGGCAAUUAACAACAAUGCACUGACUGACAAUAUUAAAAUUGUAUUGUGCAAUAUGCAUCUUUAUCAAGAACGGAACUGUUUUUUCAAUGAAAACGCAAAAAAAGAAUGAUGCUGAACUUCCUGCGUUUUUUUAUACGUUAAAAAAUGUAGUAUGAGAUAUUGCAUACUUUUGUAUUAUUUAAAGUCUAAAAGUAAUUGCAAUGGAAUUGAUUCAAAAUACAUUAUUUCACGAGCAACAUGUAGAUAUGUAUUUUUAGAUUUCCAACCAUGCAGCUAUUUAGCACAAUAGAUACCAUUUUUGUUAAAUAAAGUCAUUUGUAUGCAUGAAUGUGUGAUAAUAAAAUGAAAGAUAUUUUAAUUUAAUAGA